Molecule: messenger RNA, 1098 nt
Organism: Leptopilina boulardi
Lineage: Eukaryota; Metazoa; Arthropoda; Insecta; Hymenoptera; Figitidae
Exons: 6
Coding region: 56-733 (225 amino acids)
Source: RefSeq, a predicted model, not a curated record
AAAGCAAGAGUUUUAGAAAUUUUUCAAAAUUUGUAAAGUUCAAUUUCAAUUUGAAAUGAGAAAAAUGUAUAAAUAUUUUAAAAGUUUAUUCCUUAUUAUUAGCUGCUCAUUUGUAGUAAUAAAUUCUGCUAUUAUUCUAAUGGAACAGAAAAUUAGAGAGAAAUAUUUUAUUACUUUCUAUUCAAAUUUCGGUAUCAUAAAAAAUUGUGAAAAAACUAAUGACACCAUUAAAAACUUCUUCAAUCCUACACUUGAAGAGAUUAUAAACCUUGAAAAAUUAGAAGAAUUAAUAAAUUUUGUCACUGGUAUAAAGGAUAAACCAUGUACAAACGAGGCUAAAAAUUUAACGAUAGAGGAAACCAAAAUUUGGGGCCUUCUCGUUGAAGACCGAUUGAAAUAUAAUAUAAGCAUUACAGAAAUUCAGAUGGGAAUGAAAUAUUCUUUGGAGCAAGUUGUAUCUAAUCUAUAUGUUAAUAUUUGGAAAUUUCGCUGUCCUUAUUAUAAUGAAUUUGAUUUCUCACAAAUACUGUUAAAAAGACAUGUUGACCUCUUAAAACAGCAAUUGAGCUGGUAUAAAAAUAUUACAUCAGAUUCUAGUGAUACUCAACGUAAUCAUUUGCAUUUGUGUGCUCGUUAUUUUGAAAUUAUUGAAAUUGAUAUGAACGGCAUAAUUUCUGAAUGUACAGAUGAAAAAAAAACAAGGAAUAUGAAAAUGAUGCAAGAAAGGAAUUGAUUGAAAUCUGGAAUUAUUUACACUCCCCUAUUAAUAAUUCAAGCUCUGGAAAAGGCAAUGAAACAGACUCUGGAAUAAGCAAUGGAACAGAUUCUAGAAAAGCCAAUUUUUGGUCAAUUACUAUCUAUACAUUAAUGUCUACAUUACUAUCUACAUUACUAUCUACAUGUAACACCAUGUUAUAAUCGGGAGAGUGACAAACAGUGGGACACUUUUUUUUUCAAAGACAUAUUAAUAUGUCAAUUUUAUAUAUUUUUGAACACUAUUUGGUAUUACCAUAAAGUUUGAACUCUUUUCUACACAAUGCACAUAUUCUAUUAAGAUUAUAUUGUUAAAUAAAAAAAUUUGAAGUUUUUCAAACUUGA